UUAUGGAGUUAUUCAUUACCUCGGCUCCGGCCAUGUGACAGAGCCGGCUCUGCCCCACUCUGUGCUGGGUGUGUGUCAGGUGUUCGGAUCUCUCCAUGAUCGCCAGCGAUACCCCGUCACCAUGUCCAGCUGCCCCAUCGAGGACAUCUUCCUGUACAAAGUGCCUGCUUACACCAUGUGCAGGUUUUAUGAGAUCAUGGACUCCCUGGACGACUCUCUUUGGAAGAAGUUCGCUUCCAUGAUCGUUCCGGAUCAGACUCAGCUGCGGCUGCUGGAGCAGCACGGGUUGCGUAGCCGCACGGAAGAGGUCAUUUGGCAAUGGAUCAACAAAAAUGCCCGCGUUGGGGAUCUCCUAUCGGUCCUGACUACUCUAGAGCUGUUACGCGCUCUUGAUGUCUUUGAGAACUGGAGGUCAGAGUGCAAAUCUCGUUUGUCUCCAUCGCAGAAUGCCCCUCAGCGGAGGCGCUCUUCCCCUCCUCCACCAUAUCCGCAUCCUUGCCCUGCCCCAGAGCCAUGUCCUGCGGAACAGCAAGAAAAAAAGCAGCAGCCCCGGACAGGAGCCACGCCAACGCAGCCCUAUGAGCUACCACCUCUGCCGCUUCCUGAGCCUCCUCCUGAAGACCUCCUCUUAAGUAGUACUUGCCCUUCCCAGGCUUCCAGCACAGGGGGAAGCAGUGACAGGGCACUCAGUAGCAUCCAUUCUUCUGUGCAGGAGUCUGUUGUUUCCACUGGCUUUGUAGAGACGACCAAGCAUUUUGUGUGGAAUUUCAACGAGCUUGUCCAGGGUACGAACAAUUUCUCCCGCUCCCUGUUGAUCGGGGAGGGUGGUUUUGGCUGCGUCUACAGGGCAACCAUGCGGAACACCGAAUAUGCAGUCAAGCGGCUGAAGCAGGACUCUGAGCUGGAGUGGAGCACAGUGAAGAAGAGUUUCCUCACGGAGAUAGACAAGCUGACUUGUCUUCGACAUCCCAACAUAAUCGAUCUGGCCGGUUACUGUGUACAGGGAGAAGAAUACUGCCUUGUCUAUCUGUACCUUGCCAACGGUUCACUAGAAGAUCGUCUCCACCACCAGGGCAGUUUCUCAACACUUUCCUGGCAGCAACGCGUGGGCAUCAUGCAGGGCGCAGCCUGCGGCAUUCAGUUUUUGCACACUUGCCAGCCAAGCAUCAUUCAUGGAGAUGUCAAGAGCUCCAAUAUCCUCUUAGACCAGGCGCUUGUCCCCAAACUGGGGGACUUUGGUCUGGCUCGAUUCAGCCGCUUUAGUAAUGACGCAGGCAAAAGCCGCACCGUGGCACAGACCAGUACCGUGAGGGGCACGUUGGCCUAUCUGCCGGAUGAAUAUGUGAAGAUGGGGAAGCUCACGUUUGAACUAGACACCUAUAGCUUUGGUGUGGUGCUGCUGGAGAUUCUGACGGGGAGGAAAGCCAUUGAGUGUGAGGGCAAGUCUCAGACCAAGUACCUGAAGGAUCUAGUGAAGGAAGAGGAGGCCUCCUUGGAGGAUGGAACCAGCGCUGGCAGACUGAACAGGCUCUCCCGCGUCUCGUCCCGUAUCUGUCGGCACCAUUUAGACUCCAGCGUAGGACUCUGCCCUGCAGACGCUGCUCAGGAGCUUUCCCUGCUGGCUUGUCGUUGCCUAGAAAGGCAGAAGAAGCGUCCAGAUAUGGUGGAGGUUUUUAACACUCUGAAAAAGUUGCAUGAGUCUCUUCAUGUUCUUGAAUUCAGGAAAGGAUAUGAAACUCCUCAGCCUUCCGCCAUGCAAAAUCAGAGUCCAGUCUUAGAAGAUAUCACGUCUAGUUUGAAGGCCAUGGUCCUGAGUCCGGAGGAGAAUACAGACAGAUAUACCCCCUAUGGAAACCCAGCAGCGGCCAUCGCAAAAGGCAGCGUCCGGCCAUUCAGCAGCUCCGUCUCCCAGUAUGAAGCCAAUUUGGACAGUUGCAGUGGUAUUUCCUCAUGCAAAAGGACUUUUCAGAAAGGUCCGAACACGCCAGUAGAGAGCGAUGAAAGUGUUCCUGACUUCUGUGACACAGCCGCCUCCCGUGGACACAGUGACUUGAAUGUUCUCCAUUCAGGCAGAGAGCAGAGCGGCCAUUUAGCAGCUGCUGCAGCCUUUCUAAGCCAGAAUCCAGCGCACAAAGCGCGGACCCAGUUGCCACCUGCUAAUACUUUAAGCGGACAGUAUUAUUACUCUAGCGAUUUGGCCGGAGAUAAUAGCUUGUCAUCUGCUGGAUCACCAGCUAUCCUGGUGCCACAUCACCAGAUUGUCGUGAAUCCAGCCAAGCAGAGGAUUGUGGAGCAGUUGGCGCUGUAUGAUCAGGGGAAAAUAAACAGCUUGGAGCUUCUCUCCUCUGGAGUCAGUCCAGGACAGCUCUCAGGCGAUCGGAGGUACCCGGAGGAAAGUGAUGACUUUCCCAGUUAGCUGCUACGCUUUAAGAAGAUACCAAAUGGCAUGAAGUUCUCACUACGGCGAGGAGCAGCCGCACAUCUGCUCCUUCCUAGCGCUGAAGAAGCCUCGAAACAUACACAGGAAAAAGC
Messenger RNA from Spea bombifrons (plains spadefoot toad), 2532 nucleotides. It is a transcript of the gene IRAK1, whose product is annotated as interleukin 1 receptor associated kinase 1. The transcript is spliced from 13 exons. Lineage: Eukaryota; Metazoa; Chordata; Amphibia; Anura; Pelobatidae. The coding region runs from base 122 to 2416 and encodes 764 amino acids. The record is from RefSeq and is a predicted model, not a curated record. Gene Ontology annotation, biological process: protein phosphorylation; signal transduction. Gene Ontology annotation, cellular component: plasma membrane. Gene Ontology annotation, molecular function: protein binding; ATP binding; protein kinase activity.